Rhopilema esculentum is the source of this 3057-nucleotide messenger RNA. NCBI's taxonomy places the organism in Eukaryota, Metazoa, Cnidaria, Scyphozoa, Rhizostomeae, Rhizostomatidae. The record is from RefSeq and is a predicted model, not a curated record.
UCGUUUUAUGGUCUUUAUGAUUAUUGACAUUCUGUCUGUUAUCACAUAAUAAUAUCAAAAUUUUGCCAGGCUUUUGAUUUAUCCUAGAAAAAGGAAAAUUGACACCAAACCCCCCUGAAAAGGGUGAAUUCCUCAGGCUACCGAACAUGCUUAUAACUAAAAAAUUCAGAUUCAGACUUGUCCAUGAUUGUUAUCAAACAGCCAAAAUAAGGGUGUAAUUUAAAAAUGAGUAUUAUUAGAAUAAUAUGUGACUGGAAAACCUAACAUCAACCUAAGAAAAUUUAAAAAGUAUCUAACAUGACAUGAUAUUGGGGAUGUUUAAGCAUAUACUACUUCUAAAUGUAAUAGAAUAAAAAACAGUCAGCUCACUUUGUUUAAAAGCGUGUACAUGAUAGUCAACAAGCAGGAUCAUGAGGCCUAAGUAAAGUCCAGGUCUAGUAGACUCCACGUUAUAAAAUAUAACUGAAAGAUGCAAGUGGUCUUGUCACAGGCCUAGGUCUAAAGCCUUUUAAAGAUUAAUCACAAGGCAAAAAUGAAAAAAAUAAGUAAAAUUAGAAGCGAUGAGGAUGAGCACAAACCUGAAACCUUGCACAGCAAAAGAAAACAAUUUCCUCCUUGAUUAAACUAAACUAAAUCAAAACAUUUUUGUGACUUCGCGACUAGGCUAUCAAACAACUGCCACCCAAAUAAUUCUUAGGUCAAGAAGAAAAUUUUUGAUUGAAUUGAUAGCAGGAACAUCAUUUUUUAUUUCCAUAUUAAUGUUUCUACAUCCUUGAGACAUUCUACUUUUGAUUUACAGCAAUCUUUGCAGGCUUGGUUUAUUGUACUUUACUCGAGUGAAUUGGAUCGUCCAGCCUGUGAGAACUCCUGAGUUCUCACCAGAAUUUCGCUAUACUUUUUCAAUGGAUAAUCUAUGUCAGAGUUUCUCACCAGCUACGUCAGAGUUUCUCACCAGAAAAAAAAGAAGACAGAAUUUGAUUGUCUUUUUCAACUCGCGCACGAAUUUAAUUUAUUUUUGAGUUCUCACCAAUUCAUCAGCUUUAAACCAAAAUUCUGCCCUUUCAUUGGCUGACAAAACAACAGCUAAAUUUAUUUCAAAGAUGAAACAAUUGUCCAGAUUAAUGAGAAUUUUUUAUCUCAUUCAGAUUGUCUUCAAACUGGCUCCUACGCAUCGUUAAGCUACUUAGUAACUCAGAGACAAACUAGGAAGGUUUGUCUUUGGAGUAAAAUUACAUAAUUUUUAACCUUGAUUUUUGCAAUUUCAUUUUUCAAGAAAAAUGAUGUUCUUUCUCAUGUGAGAACAAUGAGAGCAUCUGGAUCUGCCCCGGAACUAGGUAUUAUCAAACUGUAAAAUACAUUUCGACGCAGUAUUAGAAACUGAUUCAUACAUCAAAAGGAAAGUAGUAUUGCACAGGUUCCUGGUAUCAUAUCUCUUUACAUGACAGCAAAAAUUUUCGCCUUCUGUUUUAUAAUUUUUUGUUACACUUGAAGAUGUAUAUGUAUAUGUAGAUAUAUAUCAUGUUGAGUAGGCCUAAGUCUAUAAAUGGGCUAUAUUUCAUUAGAUUUUGAUCAUUACCAUUGAAACUGUUUUAUGUGAAAUGUCACUCAAAAAUCUUAUUCGAAGUUUUCAGUGAUUUUGAUGAUGCUUAGAGAGUAGUAUAGUCAGAUUCAAUAGAAAAUAAGUUGCAUGAAAAUGGCUGUUAAAGGGGUUGUUAAGAAAGACUUUCUCUCAAUAGAUUUAACCAAGGAUAGCGUUCCUUUUUUAAUUUUAAAUUCAUAAAAAUAGACUUGAAAGCUUUUAGAAUAAGAAAUAAUGUGCAAUCACCUUAAGUUAAUUAGGUAUAUUUUCAAUUUUGCUUUGAAGAUUGAUUUAGAGCCUACCUUUUGUAGUUAUAGUUGUAUGUCAUUUUUUUGUAUUUUUGUUGUUUUAUUUUUGUAUUUGUUUCUACCUAGCAUCCGAAGGUAGUUUUCAGGACACUGAAACCUUAUGCUUAUCGAGCAGUUUUCUAGUCCUUCCUCUUGAUGUGACCACACCUCGUGAUUCCUAUGCCUGGAAUUACAAAGAGCUAGUGACUCUCCUCACUCUGGGUGAAAGUUUGGCCAUGCCAGGGACUCAAACCACAGACCCUUGGGUCUGUUGUCAGCACCUCUGACAACUGAACCAUCCUUGCACCUAAUUCAUCAAAAAUGUCAUUCAACAUUUAGCACCAGUGCCAAAAAGUUUCCAAAAGAAGCAUGGAAGAAUCACACCGCAGACUUCACGAAGAUUUUUGCUCAUUUUUAUCGGAAAUUCAAAAGUUGAAAAAAGAAGGAGAUAGUAUCUAUUGUUCUCAACCUUUAAAAGGUUAUUUGCAACAAGAUUCACAAAACUGCAGUGGAAAAAUCACCAGCAGAGUUUCCCAAGAGCCUUCUAAAAGAGAAAUUGAAGGAAGAAAGCAGUACCAAAGAACCUCUUUGAAGACUAAGAUACAAAUUGAUAAAAUUGAAGAAACAUUACAUGGUAAUGACAGCGAUGAAGCAGAGGCUGAUGACAAUGGUAAAUCUCUACAUGAUUCAAGAUUGCUAAGACCACUGAAUAAUAGUUUACCAUACAACACAAAUAAAGAGGGGUUUGAGGGCCAGAACUGUCAAUGCAAAGAUGAGAAUAAGAAGAGAUGGGUAGUGCACAAGAAAUACAAGGGAGAACAGUCAGUACCACGCUGUGAACCAUCAACAAACAAUGAAGACACACUGUACUGUUAUCGCAUCUCUGUGAACCCAGAUAUCAACUUCAAGGCAAGAUUUCCUACAGAAAUUUGUCAUCGUGGAGAUAUUUACGAGUUUGAUGGCUUCCUUCUGUUGACACACUGCUUGCUUGAAAGGGUACCAAAAUGUUCAUUCACUUAUUUUAAGAGACUAUACAGUAUUACACUUCAUUCAGAGAAUAUUCCUAAGAAAUUCUGCAUCAAAGACCUCGAACUAUUUCAUAAAUUGGUUUUUGAAGAGUAUUUUGAAAUCUCGGAUUGGAACAUAAGCGGUAUAGAUGCUCUGUCAACACUUUUUACAUGGCCUCUGUAG